Messenger RNA from Lethenteron reissneri (Far Eastern brook lamprey), 7006 nucleotides. Its product is annotated as phosphatidate phosphatase LPIN1-like. Gene Ontology annotation, molecular function: transcription coactivator activity; phosphatidate phosphatase activity. The record is from RefSeq and is a predicted model, not a curated record. Gene Ontology annotation, cellular component: nucleus. Lineage: Eukaryota; Metazoa; Chordata; Hyperoartia; Petromyzontiformes; Petromyzontidae. Gene Ontology annotation, biological process: triglyceride biosynthetic process; positive regulation of transcription by RNA polymerase II; fatty acid catabolic process.
UCAGAACUUCCGGUGGGUGACGUCAUCAGGCUCAAUGCGAAAAAUCUCACUGCCCGAGUUUCCCCCGCCGCCGCCGCUUGCCGUGACUUUCUAAACUCGCCUCUCGUGCCACGAACAAACCACCAGACACGCAACAACGAAACCGACGAUGCUCUCCACUUCGAUGUUCGAAGCCUCUCCUUGCCCUCCUCUCGACGUGACACGUGAACGCACGCGUCACACGAACCCCCUUGGAGCAGCGGGGGCGUGGACGUUGUAGGACCCGGCCCGCCAGUUGUUGAUCGCCCUUCAGUCGCACGGCGGCGGCGGCCCUCGAGUUCGCGAACGAAAUCCACCCGGCGAGGGGGAGAGAGGAUGAAUUACGUGGGGCAGCUGGCGGGGCAGGUGUUCGUGACGGUCAAGGAGCUUUACCGGGGCUUGAACCCAGCCACACUGAGUGGCUGCAUCGAUGUGAUCGUGGUGCGCCAGCCAGACGGCUCGUUGCUGUGCUCGCCUUUCCACGUGCGGUUUGGCAAGCUCGGCGUGCUACGCUCCAGGGAGAAAGUGGUGGACAUUGAGAUUAACGGGCGUCCCGUGAACUUGCACAUGAAACUCGGGGACAAUGGAGAGGCGUUUUUCGUCGAGGAGACUCAAAUGCAAGAGAACAUGGUGCCAGCUCGUCUCGUCACGUCCCCGAUCCCCUGUUCGGACCGGGACGAGGGUGAGGAUGAUUCCGACGACAUGGAGAUGGAGCCGAUCCUGGGAGACGAGGAUGAUGAAGACAUUGGCAAAGUCCGAGACUUGCCGGAGCUGCUGACCGGAGAGGCGGCGUCCUGCGCGAGCGUGCCGGUGCCGCUCCUAUCGCCGCCCUCGGCUUCCAAGAAACGGCGCAAGCGGCGGCGCAAGUCGAAGAUGGACACGGGCGGGGGCCGCAGGGAGUCGUCCACCACCGCCUCGCACGACGGCGACAUCUUUGCGAUGGAGAUGAACUCGGACGAGGAGGCAGCGGCCACCUCUCCUGCGCUCAGAAACAACUCCUUCCAAGUGAAUAGCGGCAUGGAGGCUGCGUUCUUCUCAGGUGUCCCAGUUCACCCGCAUUCCGACGGCGACUGGUCCCCACUGCAGAGCCCAUCCUCGCUGCGCCCCAUGUCACCCAAGAGCGACUCGGAGCUCGUGUCUAAGGGGUCGGAGAACGACCUCCUCCGCAACAUGCAGUGGUCCUGGGGGCAGCUGCCCGAGAGAGCGCAGCUGAUGAGCUUGGACAUGGAGGACGAUGAACCCCUUGUGGUCGACAUCAUCGCCCCGCGCGACACCACCCACUUCCGCGUCAUCUUCGAGCCGCCAAACUCCUCGGGCGACACCGACGACGACAUCUUCGCGCCACCGCCACGUGCCGAGCCUCCCGCCUUCCAUCCCUCCUCCUCGCCCGACGACGACGACCGCGAGGAGGACGACGGUGGCGGCGGCGGCGGCGGAGGCGGAGAUUACGGCGGCGGCGCGAUGUCGGCGGGCGAGGCGGAGGGGGACGCGUCGUGCUGGAACGUGCUGUGCUCGUCGCCGCCGCCGCAGCUCACCAGCCGGCCCACCGUGCGGCCCGAGACGCUGCUCAAGCCCAAGGCCUCGCCGCCGGGGCGGAGGGAGUGCGGCGACGGGCGUCCCCAGGAGCCGGCCACGGCACAGCCGGGCGGACGCACGGCAGAGAACGAAGCUGGCUUCAUGGCACUAUCGGACCCAGCCGGAUCGGUGGGGCCAGACGUGGCACCCGGCGAACACCCGGAAUUGGCGGCGCCGCUCCAGCCCGAGUCGAUGGACGCCAACGAGACCAAAGCCCUCUCCAAGGCCGAGUCGCCCGUCCGGAAAAAAGAGGUGGGAAAACGCAGCCAAUACCUGGGGCAGAGCGAUAUUUACCUGGAUGAGCUGUCGAGAUUGGAUCCAGUGGAAGCUGCCAUGUACUUUCCCAAGAGCGAGGGAGAGCCGUGCCCCCCAGGUCGACCUGGCGAGGUGGCCGCCGUGCCGGCCCGCUCGCCCUCCCACUCGCCGCAGUCGGUGGGCAGCGGUGCAGCCGACAGCGGCACGGAGUGCCUGUCGGACUCGGCCCAGGGAGACGCCUCCACAGUCGCCCUGUCGCUGUGCGGGGGUCUCGCCGAGUCCUGCAACAUCUCGCAGGAGAAGUUCGAGGCUCACAGGGUCUCCUUCCAGCAGUUCCUCGAGAACCCGGCUCUCAUCGACGACCUCAACCUCGUGGUGCUCAUUGGAAACAAGUAUUACAACUGGGCAGUGGCUGCACCGAUGCUCUUGUCCAUGCAGGCGUUCCACAAGCCCCUGCCAAAGCUGGCGGUGGAGGCCCUGAUGAAGGAGAAGAUGCCCAAGAAGAGCAACCGGUGGUGGUUCUCGUGGCGUCGCAGAGACAACUCGGCCAAGGCGGAAGGGAAGAGGGAGCAGCUGCAGCCGGAUAGCGGACUGAGCGGAGAGCAGUCGGGACAGUCUGACACGGGGAUCCGGCUGCAGGACGACGAGUCGUCAUCGUCGUCGAGUGAAGACGAGGAGCUGUGCCCGGUGCCGCGCGCCGUGCCGCUGCUGGAAAGGGAGCCUCACGUGACCGCGUUCCGCAAGUCCCUGCGCCUCUCCUCUGAGCAAAUUGCUCAGCUGCAGCUGAAGGAAGGCCCCAACACGGUGAGCUUCAGCGUCACCACGCAGUACCAGGGCACCUGCCGCUGCGAGGGAACCAUCUACCUGUGGAAUUGGAACGACAAGAUCAUCAUCUCCGACAUCGACGGCACCAUCACCAAGUCGGACGCGCUGGGGCAGAUCCUACCGACGCUCGGCAAAGACUGGACGCAGCAGGGAAUCGCCAAACUCUACCACGAAAUCCACAAGAACGGGUACAAGUUCCUGUACUGCUCUGCGCGCGCGAUCGGCAUGGCGGGAAUGACGCGCGGCUACCUCAACUGGGUGAAGGAGAAGGGCACGGAGCUGCCCCGCGGCCCGCUGCUGCUUGCGCCCAGCAGCCUGCUUCUCGCCUUCCACCGAGAGGUCAUCGAGAAGAAACCAGAGAAGUUCAAGAUCCAGUGUCUGGCGGACAUCAAGCACCUCUUCAGCCCGCACUCCGAACCGUUCUACGCCGCGUUCGGCAACAAGACCAACGACGUGUUCGCGUACAAGCAGGUGGGUGUUCCAGAGAACCACAUCUUCACCGUCAACCCAAAGGGGGAGCUCAUCCAGGAGCACAGCAAGGGCCACAAAUCCUCGUACACCCGCCUGGGCGAGCUGGUGGAGCACGUGUUCCCGCUCCGCCACCGCGAGUCCACCGCCGCUUUCCCGUGCGCCGAGCGCUACAGCGACUUCACCUUCUGGCGGGAGCCCAUUCACGAUUGCCUCCCGGAGUGCCCACCGCCCGAGGAACCGUGACGGCGGAACCCCAAAAACACCCCACCCCCUCCACCCCCCUCCCAACCAUGCGUGUACGUGAGCGGUGGGGGGGGGGGGGGGCAGCGCCGGCUUGUGAUGCCGCCAGCGAACUCUCGAGUCCGAUUCGCCAGCGGCUAAGAGCGGUGGCGAGCGAUAUCCGGACAGGUGUUCCCCCUCCCCCACGACCCCGGCCCUCCCCUAGGUCAACUCCGCCUUAAAAAUAAGCACCUGCUGCAUUGUUGAAAAACAUCGGCAAUGGGGAAAGGAAGGCGGCCGGGCCAUGGUGCUGGCUACACCGCCCCUUCCUGCGCCGUUCUGGCCUUAACAGGUGCUCGCUAACUGGUAAAGGCUAGGCGGGGGGCGGGGGUGGGGGACCUUUUGUCAGUCCGCUGCAGGGCCUCCCCCCACGCUCGCCCGGUAACAACAGUAAUUGAGCAAUACAGGUAACAGCAAAGCACAGGGUAACAUGGUAACAGCCAACAGACGCAAGCAAUGAGAACUCAAUCGAGUCGAGCGCGUCGCCGCUUGUUGUCGUUGCGGAGGUUUGCGGUUCGAAUCGAGCGGACCGCCCUGGUCGACGCUGCCGCGGUGUGCAUUACCCAUAUAAAUACUCUCGCACGCGCACGCCAGCUCCACCGCGGACAUUGCAAAGAUCCCGGGACGUUAGCGAGGGUAGGGCCUUCGUGUGCCCGCUUGAGGGUCCGAAUUUGGCAAUAUUUUUUUAUUACUUUCAAAGUUACCGAAUUGUGUAAAACCACAUUGCAACGUCGCCCGCUACUGGCCGACUAUACUCGCGUGUGAGAGGUAGCGCUACCCUCAUCGCCUUGCGCUAUUAGAAUGGUGAGAACAACUUUCCAUGACUAAUCGUUAAUGUACAGUGCAAACAAUACGAAUGAGUCCAAGAAAAUUUGACUUAAAAUCGUGACCCUGAAUCCUAAUAAUUUAGCAAACGGGAGGGGGGGGGGGAAAGGGAGGUGAAUCGAUGCUCACAAGGGGUGGAACAAUUCGUCGGACGCGUCGAUUCGUCGCGAUGAAUCCUUGGGUUUCGGGGUCACGGUUGAAGAGUCGAUUCUUCGGUGGCACCCAUGGUGGCUGGACGGUGUCCUGUGAAAUAAUUACAACAAAUGCGAAUUGAAAAAAAAAACAUCCUUUCGUAAGAACGCACGUGAUGACGAUUCAGUGCGGGCACCGCGAGUUUCAGAAUCGACAUUUAUCGAUGUUAACUUUGGCCUACGGCUAACUGCACCCACGUCGGAAAUGACACACUAAGACGGGGGGUGGGGAGGGAGGGGUCGGCAAUGAAAAUACUGUAACUAAAAAAGAGGCAAAAAAGGAGUCGAAUUCGGUACAAUUUCAAGAGCUGCUAUGCACUUGAAUUACGAGACGGUGAGUCCUCUUUGAAUAACGGUGUCACGAAGCAGGUUCUUGAAAAGAGCCGUAGGUUGCCGACCGCCUGCACUAAGGUCAUCGGCACAUCGCAGGGGCAGCAGCAGCAGCUUUGUGAUGCAGUCACUACUGACCCUCGACCUCACUGGAAAAUGUUGGCACGUAUGUGCCCACGUGUGCAAUGUAGGAGCUUUGUUUAGCUUUUAGUUUUAACGACUUUCGGAACGGGUCGCCGUUAAAGGCCGAGGCCGUUGCGGUUCGAUCGAAAUCGGCGCGUCAAGAUUUUCUCGUGCAGCUUGCCCUGCAGUGCCUCAUCUUUCUCAAGAGAGCGUGCGUUGUUUCGGACCAAAUGCGAGACGCGAGAGGGGGGGGGGGGACAGUUUGAGCACACGUAUGUUUGUCAUAAAGGGGACGCUGGAUGUAACGCUGCCGCUGCGUCGGGAUGUUACUUUGCGUUGGCAUCGAGGGCGUCGUAGGAUUUCUUCCACUCAUUGCCGUUUGUUAGUUUUUGUUUUUUUAAUAUAUAUGUAAAACUUUCUUUUGUUGGAGAGCGUCGUUCAUCGGCCAAAUGAGACGUCACGGUCGGUGACCUGCCGUUAUAUUUCAGUUGAUGCAUCGCCUUGUUUGUGUUGCCUCUUCUUCCAUGCCGAAAUACAUGAUACCACAUUUCGUCAUUUUCUGCGUGCGCCUGCGUGUGCGCCUGCGUGUGCGCCUGCGUGUGCGUGCGGCGGUGGGGAGUGGUGGUGGAGCGGUGAGCGUGUGGCACUACGAACCCGCAACCAGUGUUCGGUUCCCGCUCACGCCCAACACCGGUGAUGAUUAUUGGAACCGGUCCUGGGCCUCCCCUAGAUUGACUCGGCCUCAAAUGUGUACCUGGUGCGAUGUGUAAACAUUGCCACCAAGGAGACAAAGGCGGCCGGGCAUUGUGCUGGCCACCCACCCCCUCGUGUGUCGUGUCAACUUCAUAGGUGCUCGUUAACAGCACUUGUUCCAACAGUCUGUUAAGGCUAUAUGGGGGAAUUUGUGUAUUUAUCUUUCUACGUGUGUGAACCGUCUAAUUAUCAGUAUGCAAUUAACCACUGACUCGUCUAACAAUGGUUACCCCAAACCUGUGCCACGGUGCCAAUGACGUUCUACAAAUCCCGUCACAGACAACAACACAAGAUCCUCCAUUCGCCACUAAGUGGCGGUGACGUCACCACAGCGCUUGUGCCAGGCUACGUGCACGUUGAGGCCACGUGAAGUGUCGAACGCUCGCUGGCAGGAGGUCACGGGGCAGGCCCAGGUGCCACAGGUCGACUGACUGAGAUGACUGGCUGAUGCGCCACCUGUGCCCCCUACUGUGCCAAUUUGCUGUGCUUUAGCCACCCGGUGCUCGGCUCGUUGUUGUGAGUGUCGUUCCUCCACCCUCGGUUGUUGGAGGACGACUGCCUCCAACUGCCCAGUAGCGUCCUUCACGAGCCUCCUCAACAGAGGCCGAUCACAACAACCGCCAUUCACCCCUAAGUGGCGGUGACGUCACCACGAUGCUUGUGCCAGGCUACGUGCACCUUGAGGCCACGUGAAGUGUCGAACGCCCGCUCGCAGGGUCACGGGGCAGACCCAGAUGCCACAGGUCGACUGACCGAGACGACUGGCUGAUGCACCACCUGUGCCCCCUACUGUGCCAACUUGCUAACAACACAACUGACGCACCUUUUAUUUUUAAACACGGGAGAAAAGAGCGUAUUAGUGCGGAGAAUACGACUACUCUUCCUCUUUCAAUUAUUCCUGAGCCACAAGUGUGGCAUCUGACAUCGUUGUUUUCUCGGGCCUGAUCUGGUCCUUUCUCGAUUGAAUAACAUCUGUCUAACCUAAAUACACUGCGCUUAAGCUCUGCAAUAAGACCUUACACUGGACCUAAAUAUGUCUUCAUAUAUACACGCAAAUGUACAUACAUAGAACUUUAAAUGUGUAACGUACAAACAAAAAAGCCUUCGUGACGACGUGCGUUUGACCUUUGUAUUCCUAAAUACGUGGAUGGUUUGACUCUGUUGUGGUGCGGACUUUCUUAUCCACCUUUUACCCGUCAACUUCUGAGGUCACAUGGUAGCGUUCACUUGCGCGUUUCAUCGCAGCGAUGGUCAUCAAGUCCUUGCUUGUGUCGCGUUGUGUGCGAGUGUGCACGCUCCCCAGGUGUCUGCUACCCGACGCCACAUCGCUAACGGUUAAAUAAAUCUCCGUGCUCAAGACA